AUCGAUGAGCAUUUAACAUGCGUGAGCUCGAAGCAUGUUGCAUAACAGAAUCAAAUAAGACAUAGUUUGUUACUUGAAAGAGAAUACUAUAGGAUGCAAGGGUUAGGAUUACAGAGUUUAAAAAAAAAUCCUGCGUUAAUCCCAUUAUAUGUGUGCGUCGGGGCUGGUGCACUUGGAGCAGUAUAUUACACUAUGCGGUUAGCUACAAGAAAUCCUGAUGUAACUUGGAAUCGUUCAUCCAAUCCCGAGCCAUGGCAAGAGUAUAAAGAAAAGCAAUACAAGUUCUAUUCGCCAAUAAGGGAUUAUAGUAAUAUUAAAUCUCCUGCCCCCAAAUUUGAGGACUAACUGGUUUAUGUAAUUGCAGAGCAAAUAUGUACGACUUCUAUCUAAUAAUGAUGUUUAAGUGAAAAAUUAACAAUAAAACUAGCAGUUGAAAUAAAUGUAACUGAUUAUUUACGUAAUGACGUUAUGAAAGCAAAGCCUUGCUGUCAGGUCGGAAAUAAUCUUACUUACACAAUACACCCUUUAACCCUCUGGGACUGACGUGAUAUAGUUCUAACAAUUCUAAUGACGUGGUAGACUGCCAGACAACAUUUCUAUGUCUUAUAUUUUCCAAGUUCCGUUUUGUAAAACUAAUAAAACCAUUUUUGUUUAUUGCUUA
Molecule: messenger RNA, 661 nt
Organism: Bactrocera latifrons
Lineage: Eukaryota; Metazoa; Arthropoda; Insecta; Diptera; Tephritidae
Gene: ND-MLRQ
Product: cytochrome c oxidase subunit NDUFA4
Exons: 3
Coding region: 94-345 (83 amino acids)
Source: RefSeq, a predicted model, not a curated record